This is a messenger RNA of Dunckerocampus dactyliophorus (ringed pipefish), 2158 nucleotides long. It is a transcript of the gene adss2, whose product is annotated as adenylosuccinate synthase 2. Gene Ontology annotation, cellular component: cytoplasm. Bases 123 to 1493 code for a protein of 456 amino acids. The transcript has 13 exons. Gene Ontology annotation, biological process: 'de novo' AMP biosynthetic process; IMP metabolic process. Gene Ontology annotation, molecular function: adenylosuccinate synthase activity; GTP binding. The record is from RefSeq and is a predicted model, not a curated record. Lineage: Eukaryota; Metazoa; Chordata; Actinopteri; Syngnathiformes; Syngnathidae.
CGCGAGGCGUGUUACUUCCUGGCGUCCAACGUUGCCUUGGAGUGGUGCUGGCGCGGCUCCUCUCAUUCAGCUCUCCGCGGAGCAGCCCCGUGCAAGUCAAACCCCGGAUCCCAGCAGCGGACAUGUCGGACAGUGGGUGUCAGGAGCCCCCCAACGGUAGCGGGGGUAGCUCGGCGACACGGCCGAGCAGACCGCCGGUGGGCAACCGAGUGACGGUGGUGCUGGGCGCGCAGUGGGGCGACGAGGGGAAGGGCAAAGUGGUAGACCUGCUGGCUCAAGACGCCGACAUGGUGUGCAGAUGUCAGGGUGGCAACAACGCGGGACACACAGUGGUGGUGGACUCAGUGGAGUACAACUUUCACCUACUCCCAAGCGGCAUCAUCAACCCCAAGGUCACCGCCUUCAUCGGUAACGGCGUCGUGAUCCACCUCCCAGGCCUGUUUGAAGAGGCCAAAAAGAACGAGCGCAAAGGGAAAAGUCUCAAAGACUGGGACAAAAGGUUGAUCAUCUCCGACAGAGCGCACAUCGUGUUUGACUUCCACCAAGCCGUGGAUGGCGUUCAGGAACAGCUGAGGCAAGAGCAAGCAGGCAAGAACCUGGGGACGACAAAGAAGGGCAUCGGUCCGGUCUAUUCCACCAAGGCGGCACGCAGCGGCCUUAGGAUAUGUGACCUGUUGGCGGACUUCACACACUUCUCGGAGAGGUAUAAAGUCUUGGCCCAGCAGUACCAGGCCAUGUACCCCAGUCUGCAGAUAGACGUGGAGGGUGAGCUAGUCAAGUUAAAGGCUUACGUGGAGCAGAUCAAGCCCAUGGUGAGGGACGGCGUGCACUACAUGUACGAAGCUCUCCACGGUCCUCCCAAGAACAUCCUGGUGGAGGGAGCCAACGCCGCCCUGCUGGACAUUGACUUCGGGACGUAUCCAUUUGUGACGUCGUCCAACUGCACAGUGGGUGGCGUGUGCACGGGCCUGGGCAUGCCACCUCAGAACGUGGGCGAGGUUUACGGCGUGGUCAAGGCCUACACCACCCGAGUGGGCAUCGGCGCCUUCCCCUCCGAGCAGAACAACGAGCUCGGCGAGUUGCUUCAGAGCCGCGGUAAGGAGGUGGGCGUGACCACGGGCCGUAAGAGGCGCUGUGGUUGGCUGGACCUGGUGCUCAUCAAAUACGCGCACAUGAUCAACGGCUUCACAGCUUUAGCACUGACCAAACUGGACAUACUUGACGUCUUGCCAGAGAUCAAAGUGGGCGUGGCUUACAAAGUCAACGGCCAAACUAUACCGCACUUCCCAGCCAAUCAGGAGGUGCUGCUGCAGGUGGAGGUGGAAUACGAGACGCUGCCCGGCUGGAAAAGUGACACGGCGGCUGCCAGGAGCUUCCACGAACUCCCCGAGAACGCCCAGAAAUAUGUCCGCUUCAUUGAGGAGCACGUGAGAGUGCCCGUCAAAUGGAUUGGCGUGGGCAAGUCCCGGGAGUCAAUGGUCCAGCUCUUCUAGACCAGAAGCGAUCUGUUGACCUCCUUCCCAUCUCAUAUGCACACACUCACACUCACACACACACACACACACACACACACACACACACACACAGACACACACACAGACACAGCCUGACUACCUGACCGGACUCUCUGAUUUUUCUACCUGUCUGCUCUCUGAUUGCUGUCCUACCACAUAUCGCCCCAAGGCAGCCUAUCUGCUUCGCACCAGGAUUUUUCAUCACCGUUAGUCGUUUAUACCAGACCCUCGAUAAACCCACACCUGCUGUUCUGUAUUGUUUUCUAUUCUGACAGUCCAGGUUGACAGCACUUGCUGACAUAAAGGGAUCUUUUAAAUAUUUAACUUUUUAAUGUCACUCAACCAAAAAAGAAAACGUUUUUAAGUUCUUAGCUGCUGAUAACUUCCAUAGAAUGCUGCUGUUGUUUUCACAUACUUUCCUUCUUUUAGGUUUUAUUUUGAAAGGGGAGGUUUCCCCCUUUUUUAACCACUACAGAGAAUCCACUGUCACUCUUUAAGUCACCCUCUGCUUUGUUUCUUAUUGGUGUUACUGUUGCAGUUUUUCUAAUGUCACUGAAAUCACGCCUAUGGAUGCAGAGGAGUUAUCCUCAAGGAGUCAAAGGCCCAUCCUGGCAGUGAGACAUUAAAUCAUUGCUGUGCUUGUA